This is a messenger RNA of Equus quagga, 3240 nucleotides long. RefSeq names its product queuine tRNA-ribosyltransferase accessory subunit 2 (gene QTRT2). Bases 109 to 1356 code for a protein of 415 amino acids. Lineage: Eukaryota; Metazoa; Chordata; Mammalia; Perissodactyla; Equidae. The transcript is spliced from 9 exons. The record is from RefSeq and is a predicted model, not a curated record. Gene Ontology annotation, molecular function: tRNA-guanosine(34) queuine transglycosylase activity.
GCCGAGAUUUUCCGCUAGCCGGACAUGUGGUAGCGAACGGCGAGGAGUUUAAGGGGUCUCAAGGCAAAAAGGUUGAGAGGUUUGCAGGACCUAGAGGAAUCCCAUAGGAUGAAGCUGAGUCUGACCAAGGUAGUUAAUGGCUGUCGCCUAGGAAAAAUAAAAAACCUAGGCAAAACGGGGGACCGCACCAUGGAUGUUCCAGGCUGCCUUCUGUACACCAAGACUGGCUCUGCUCCCCACCUGACCCCUCACACACUGCAUAAUAUCCAUAAGGUUCCUGCCAUGGCUCAGCUUACACUGUCAUCGCUGGCAGAACAUCAUGAAGUCUUGGCAGAAUAUAAGGAAGGAGUUGGAAAGUUUAUAGGCAUGCCGGAAUCGCUUUUAUACUGCUCCCUGCACGAUCCAGUCAGCCCCUGCCCAGCUGGUUAUGUAACAAACAAGUCUGUGUCUGUGUGGGGUGUUGGAGGACGAGUAGAAAUGACUGUUUCCAAGUUCAUGGCAAUUCAGCAGGCCCUUCAGCCCGACUGGUUCCAGUGCCUCUCAGAUGGAGAGGCAUCUUGUGCGGAAGCAACUUCCAUAAAAAGAGCCAGGAAGUCUGUUGACCGAUCGCUUCUCUUCCUGGAUAAUUGUCUGCGGCUACAGGAAGAGUCUGAGGCCCUUCAGAGAAGUACGAUCAUUGGAGUGAUUGAAGGUGGAGAUGUAAUGGAGGAGAGGCUGCGGUCAGCACGAGAGACAGCCAAGCGGCCCGUAGGAGGCUUCCUUCUGGAUGGCUUUCAAGGGGAUCCCAUGACCCUGGAGACUAGACUGCACUUACUGUCAUCAGUCACUGCAGAGCUGCCGGAGGACAAACCGAGGCUCAUCUGCAGUGUUAGCCGGCCAGAUGAGGUGCUCGAGUGUAUUGAGAGAGGAGUGGACUUAUUUGAGAGUUUUUUCCCUUAUCAAGUCACAGAGCGGGGCUGUGCCCUGACCUUCAGCUUUGAUUACCAGCCGAAUCCUGAGGAGACAUUGUUACAACAAAAUGGGACACAGGAAGAAAUAAAAUAUGUGCAUCAAACAAAGAAAAUUAAAACAACUGGUUGCAACCAGGAAAUGACAUCUUUUGAAAUUAAUCUGAAGGAAAAGAAGUACCAGGGGGACUUUGAGCCGCUCGUGAGAGGGUGUUCCUGUUACUGCUGUCAGAAUCAUACUCGUGCGUACAUCCACCAUCUGCUGGUGACCAACGAGCUGUUGGCUGGGGUCCUGCUUAUGAUGCACAACUUUGAACACUACUUUGGAUUUUUCCAUUCCAUCCGGGAAGCGCUAAAAAAUGACAGACUGGCACAGUUGAAAGAGCUCAUCCGCAGGCAGGCAUCUUGAGACCUGGCAUACACAGUUUGACUCUUCACCUUGACCCUGUACACUGUUGUAAUGUGGGAAGCAGAAAACAUGAAAUGAUCUUAGCUUUAAUCAUUUACGUUUGAGAAUAAGGUCUGCUCAAAUAAGGAACUUCUGUACCAAACUCUGCCCGUGUGAGGCUCUAGAGGUUUCUUCUAAAGACUUCAAUGACCUAGGUUGAUCAGAAAGAAUUGAACCUUUAAUAUUUCUAUGCUAAUUCUAAUAAAGCUUUGUUUAGUCAAAGACAAAAGCUUUAGAUGUGAAGGGACAGCCUUGAAGUGGGGGUGAUGAGAUUCUGAGGGUUUGCUGAGUUGGAUUGGAGCUUCAAGGGAGAGGAUUGGCCAUGAGCAGCAAGACCUCUGUGGACACGUGCCUGUUGACUGGAGAAGGAAUCUGGCUAAUUCAAGAGUUUUCUUUAUUUUAAUCCUUAUAUUCUCAGGGACCCCUUUUGGACAUUUCUGCCUUCCAAGCUGCCCUGGCAGUGCAAUUCAAUCAGAAAUGGCUCUUGUGACUUAACCAGGCUCGCAUCUCCAUGGAAUGUGGGGCUCUCACAUUGCUCCUGUGAUCACUUGGCCCAGGGCACACUCCUUCAUUUGACCACAUGGUCUAUUUGUGGCUUGUCUCCCUAGAGCCAGUGCAGUUGCCUGUUAGGAGCCGAAAGUUUGCUGAGCUGCUUUCCUCUGGUUGUACAGAUCCACUGUGGUCUGCCCUUCAGGCUCAUUAAUAGUUGAACCACAUACUAACUAGUCCCAUCACUGGGGCUACACAUUCCACGUGUUCUCUUGGCCAGAGCCCUGGCCUGGCAAUUAGAGGAUCAGGUUUCAGUUCUACUCAGCUGUGACACCUGGGCAACUCACUUAACCUCUCCAUAGCUGUUUCCUCCUGAAUAAGUGGGGACAGGCACAGUGGAUAGGACUGAAUGGACUUCUAAGAUUCCGUCUGGCUCUAAUAUUGGGAACAAAAAGUUUUAGAUUAGAAUCAUAGCCUUCCCUGUGUCCUUAUUUAUUAAUCAUUCUUGGCCAGAUAAAAAAAUGCAGUGGUGCCAGGAGUCAGGCAACAGUACAGAUAUUUGAGAGUCUAAAAAGAGAGUUGGCCUGUGGACUUUGAAGUGGUUGGUGAAUUGGCAUCAGCAGAUCUUAAGGCUGAGAAGACCCUCCAGAUCAUCUCUGAUUCUCUGAGAUUUUUCUGCUCUCACUAAAGCAGUGACAUUUUUCUUGUUGGUGUGACAGGUGAUUUUUAUUUGUACUUUUCUGUAAUUGUGAAGUUUUCUGUGAGAAUACACAUACAUGCACACAUACACACAUAGUUUUUGUGAAAGCAACAGAACCAAAAAGAUGCCUUUGUUUUGUUUGUAGGUGUAUGAAAUGUAUUUAUUUUACAUUCUUGUGCCGUAUUUUGCUGUUUGUUCAUUUUAGUGGGCAUUACUGAACAUUGUUUUUAAUUAUGUGGUUACUGUAUUUUUAUGUGUUGGGUGCCCAUUUACAUGGUUUUUUUAAAUUAAUGGUUUAGGAAUGUCCAUGAGUUCCAAAAUUCAUGAAUUCUGGAAUUCAUGGACAUUCUUAUAACCUCUCCUUCGUGACUGCCAAGGGUACUUAUGAAAUGCAGAGUUUCUGUUCUCAAGGAUCUGACUGUUUUAAAAUAAAAUCUAUUGGAUUGGUCUUUUUCAUAGGUUUAUAUUCCCAGUCAAUGCCAAAUCCAUUGUUGGAGGAGUGUUAAUAAGUAUCCCAGAGUCCAUAUAAAAUUUGUGAGUUUUAUUUAUGUUCAAAACACUGAAAAUUCUGCCCAACAUUGUCCAUUUUUCUGGGUCUUUUUCUUAUUAGCACAUUUGAAAAAAUGUGUCUUUAAUGUAAAUCAAUUAAAGUCAAU